Xenia sp. Carnegie-2017 is the source of this 1191-nucleotide messenger RNA. Its product is annotated as 2,4-dienoyl-CoA reductase [(3E)-enoyl-CoA-producing], mitochondrial-like. Gene Ontology annotation, biological process: fatty acid beta-oxidation. Gene Ontology annotation, molecular function: 2,4-dienoyl-CoA reductase (NADPH) activity. Gene Ontology annotation, cellular component: mitochondrion. Bases 62 to 1054 code for a protein of 330 amino acids. The record is from RefSeq and is a predicted model, not a curated record. NCBI's taxonomy places the organism in Eukaryota, Metazoa, Cnidaria, Anthozoa, Malacalcyonacea, Xeniidae. The transcript has 7 exons.
CGACUAAAAUAAAUAUAUUUGAACGGUCUAUGUACAAUAUAAUAAGUUCUAAGGUUACAUUAUGCCUAGAUCUUUCUAUUUUUCCCUACGGUUACUUGUCAGGACACGAAACUUUGAAAGAAAUUUGUUUCAGAUAAAGGCUAGAGCAAUGAGCGGCAAGAAAUUUCCUCCACGAGCCGAGCCUAUGUUGCCCAAAAACAGUUUAAUGAAUAAAACAGCAUUUAUCACAGGUGGAGGGACAGGUCUUGGCAAGGGAAUGGCUAAGAUGUUAUCUGCACUUGGUGCAACCGUCAUUAUUGCUAGCAGAAAAUUAGAUGUUUUACAAAAGACUGCUGAAGAACUUUCACAGGACACAAAAAACGAGGUCUUUCCCAUUCAACUAGAUGUACGAGAUCCAGAAGCUAUAAAAAGUGCAGUUGACGCAUGUGUUGAAAAGUUUGGCCUCCCAGACAUUGUCAUCAACAAUGCAGCCGGUAAUUUCAUCUCUCCUACUGAACGACUCUCACCCAACGCUUGGAAAACAAUUGUAGACAUUGUGCUCAAUGGCACGGCCUAUGUAACUCUUGAUAUUGGCAAGCGUCUCAUUAAAGCUGGAAAAUCUUGCAACUUCUUGGCAAUUACCACUGUUUAUGCAAAAACUGGUUCUGGUUUUGUGGUACCCUCAGCUGCAGCCAAGGCAGGAGUUGAAACAAUGACUAAAUCUUUAGCAGCAGAGUGGGGAAGAUAUGGAUUGCGAUUCAAUGCUAUCGCACCUGGUCCAAUUGAAACAGAGGGUGCUUUUUCAAGACUAGAUCCGACUGGUCAAUUUAAAGAGAAAUUAAUCAAACGUCUUCCCACAACUCGUCUUGGUGAGAUCAAUGAACUUGCAAAUUUGGCUGCCUACCUUGUUAGCGACUACUCCAGUUGGCUGACUGGAGAGGUAAUUAACCUUGAUGGUGGAGAAACGGCCAUGGCUGGCGAGUUUAAUGGCUUAGUGCAAGUAACCAAUGAACAAUGGGAUAUGCUUGAAGCAAUGAUAAGGAAGACAUCACAAAAACCAAAAUCAAAAAUGUGAUGCUGUAUAUUAUUUAGUCAAAGAUAAUACAUGUAUUUCCCUAACCUGCCUGUAAUAAUUACAAGCUUUUAAGUCAUUAUUGAAAUGGACCCAAUGAUUACAUAUUUGACCAAUCUGAGAAGAUCGUUCAACUACAA